Molecule: messenger RNA, 1380 nt
Organism: Protopterus annectens (West African lungfish)
Lineage: Eukaryota; Metazoa; Chordata; Ceratodontiformes; Protopteridae
Product: bMERB domain-containing protein 1-like
Exons: 6
Coding region: 197-826 (209 amino acids)
Source: RefSeq, a predicted model, not a curated record
AUCUUGCAGAUGCACCCGGCUCAGGUGUUGCAAGCUGCACUGCGCAGCUGUAUCUCAUGAUGCUAGACACUGGUAGUUGCUCCGAUAGUCUUUUCCCGAAGUCUUUAUCCUUACUGUAAGAACUGUAGUGACUGAAUAGUGGCCUGUACUCGUGUGCCACUCUCUCGGGGACAAGGUGUUUGCAGACACUGAAAGCAUGGAAAAGGAAAGGCGAUCCUCCAAACAGUGUAUUUCAAGUGUGGAUAAUGAAAGCAGACCCUCAAAACAGUAUGGAUCGCUGGAAUCGACUAAGUGGAGCAAAGAUCCCGAGAAAGGGGAAGACAUAGUUUCCAUGGCAGAUUCCACCACAACCAUAGAUGACAUAGAAGAUGAACUUUUCAAAAUUGAAAGAAUAAGGGAGGUACUUGUCAGAAGGGAAUCAGAACUUCGCUAUAUGAUGGAUGAUAUCCAGCUGUGUAAAGAAAUCUCAAGGCUGAAGAAGGAACUGCAGAAGUUGGUAUCUAUUCCAGAGAAAAACAAGACGAAAGAAGACAAGCAGAAGGAAGACGAGCUUUUGCAGGGUAUCCACAAGCUGGUAGAGACAAGGGACUUCUUAGUGGAUGAUGUUGAAUUUGAAAGACUAAGGGAGAAAGAAGAGGACAAGGAAAUGGCAGAAUUCUUGCAGUCCAAGCUGUCAAAAUGCAGCUCAAAGAAAUCUGCUCCUGAAAAAGAAAACAAACAGAAGAAAAUGACUUCCAGAGGACAGCAGACAUCAACACCAUAUGUUACAAAGACUGGCCUUACCCUGCUGAAAGAAUGUUGUGGCUUCACUUGCUCCAUUAUGUAGGGGAUUUAUGAGGAAGCUCUCAUGCCUCACAAAAGACUUGUUUCAUUACUAAAUAAACUGCCUUGAUGUAUGUGUAGCCAAGGGUCAAUUUUUCAAUGUAAACGUUUUGGAGAUUAUAGAAGAGCUUAAACAGUCUGAGAAGGAAGACAUUUUGUGAUGGCUUAUACUCAUCUGAUUCAUCAGCAAGACAGUAUUGCCUGUACAUGUAUUUUAGCACAUAAGCAUUCUCAGCUAUGUGCUUCCUAAAAAUUCACAUUUUAUUUGAAGAACUGCUUUUUGUGUUGCAACUGAAAAUAUGAAAUAUUAAAAAGAGUUGCUUUCUGCUGUUAACUUGUGUUGCCAUGACAACUGGUUCCAAGGUGUUAGUGGUAAAUGUCUGUCCAGCAUUCAUCAUAGUUACCCUCCCCACCUCACAAAAUACUGUUUUUGUAAUUGAGUCCACCGUAAAAGAGUAUGGUUCCAUUAACGCUAUGAAGGCCUACCUCAUUUCAGGGCACCAGAACAUAAUGUCUGCAGGCUUCUAUACAUUUCUUGGAUUAAAUACCAUUGUCUGU